Molecule: messenger RNA, 2773 nt
Organism: Magallana angulata
Lineage: Eukaryota; Metazoa; Mollusca; Bivalvia; Ostreida; Ostreidae
Exons: 13
Coding region: 36-1865 (609 amino acids)
Source: RefSeq, a predicted model, not a curated record
CAUCCGUCGAGUUAUAUUCAUUCAUACAAUAAAUUAUGAGCAAGGAGAACAUCGAACCCGUGCGUCUGGCCACUGAUGCCCUACAAGCACAUGAAAGACUUCAUCUUCACUUAAGGCAGAGCCACAGGCAUACCAAUGUGUUUCAAAAGUCUGUCGACACCCUAGAACAGCUAAGGGAAAUUAAGGGGGAGCUGGAUGGAUCGGCCAAGAAUUUCGACAGUCCUCAAAUAUGUGAUGACUGCCUGAUCGAGCUGAAACAGCAGGUGCUUAUGCACACACCCUCCUCUGUGACCUCAGACAACAGGGACAGGUUCAAAGAUCUCAUUAGCAAGACAUUUGAAGGAAUAGAAGUACUGUCAGCCGUCCUUCUGACCUGCCCCUGGUACCAGGCCAGUCAGGAUGAACGUGGGGAGCAGGCUCGGCACAAUGUUCUAUUUAUAGUUUACCUGUCACAUGACCAUCAGUUUUUAGCCCCAGUAAAUCAGCACACCCUAAAUGAAAAAUUUGUUGAGGACAAGGGCUGGCUGUAUGCCAUAGAGUUGUAUCACUUUGUUCACUCCAUUGCGAAGGGUAAGGCUAGAUGUGUAGAGGUGCUAUACUGUCCUGACUCUGCUCAGCUUAUCCAAAAGGACCAGUGGAAACAACUGAAAAGUCAGCUGAACUACAACAAAGUCACAAAGCUGCGUGGGUAUGUGGAAGCGUGCAAGGGUCAGUCCAUCAGUGGCAUAGGGAAGAAAGGAAAGGAUGAAAAGUUUCGGCUGGUUGAAUCCACCACAUUUCAUCAAUUUUGUGAUAGCUUCAGGUUGAUGAACCAUUUAUACAAUGUGUCAGCUGACUUCCCACCAUGUACAGACGUCACAAAGAUAACAUGUCUUCCUGAUAUAGCCAUGAAAGGGAAAGAACUCCUUCACAAACUCUAUAAGGACCCAGACGUGUCAAAAAGAGACCUAUUUGAUGUACUAGUUCAAUGGAGGGAUUCUGUAACAGAGGAUCUGAAAAGUGUACAGUACACUGAUCAACUGGAGGUAGAUGAAAUCAUUUCAAAAUGGCAAUUAGAAACCAGAUUAAAAGGAAGACAGCUCAAUGUGCCAAAAGUGUUACCAGAUGAGCAUUCUUCAUUGACCACCCAAAUGCAAGAAAUAGGAGGACAGGUUGCUAAGUUACAACCAGAACAAAUCAUUCUGAUCGCCCAGGCUGGAAGUCACAUGUACGGCUUAGCCACGCCUACUAGUGACGUAGACUUCCUGGUGAUCUAUGCAGAACCCUCUCAGAAGGUGCUGGGCAGAUGUAAAGAAAUAAAGGAUAACUUUGAGAGCAGAGGGCCCUCCAAGCUUCUGGAGUAUGGUGCCUAUGAAGCUAGACUCUUUGGUGAAAUGCUAUUGAAAGGAAGUGUCAUCAUUUUAGAGCUAGUUUUUGGAGACAAUCAUAAUUAUAUGAGCCCUAUGUGGAAGGAGUUAGUAAAGCAGAGAAAAUGCUUUGUGACAGAAAAGGGAAUUCAGCAGUAUUUAGGGCUGAUACAAAACAAUUAUAAAAUGUUAGAUAAAGAGAGGGAGGUAGCUGCAAAGGAAAGGAAGCUUUUAUACCAGAUAUUCCAUAAGUCUGAUGCCGUAGAGAGAAUGAUGAAUGGAGAUAUACCCAAUGUCCGGUGUACAGGCGAACUCAGGGAAUUUAUAAUGAAUAUCAGAACACGGCCAUUAGAGAAUGAAUAUGACCGCAAUGUUCUGCUUACAAAGGCCAAACAAAAGAUUGAUGGACUUCUGACAAGUCUCGCAGCCAGGAAAACUCGUCUGAAAGAGAACAUGGAUUUCUGUGCAGUGACUGAGUGGUUACUACGUGUCCGAGGUCUGAACUGUCCCAGUGUCUGAGGCAUUGUGUAGGUUACAGUGGAUAUUGAAAAUAUUAGUCCAUGUACUGGUAUAUAUCAUGAUUCAAAACUUAAACAAUGAAAUGAAAUUCUGUGGCUCCAGUAUUCAAUAUUCAUUGAAUACCACCAAAUUUCGGGAAUUUCAUUGUUGUGUUAAUCCAUGAAAUUAAAUUAUCAUCAAAGGGGAAUAUUUAAUAACACUUUAUGUAUUGAUGGGGUCAUUGUCCAUGAAUUUACGUAUCCUUGAAACUUCGAUUUUCAUCGAAUCCACAAACACUGGCUCCCAUGAUUAUUGAUAAAAUCACAGAAUCGGAAUAUGUUUAGUGCAAUAAAUUCUACCCUAUUUGUAUAGUCUGAAAUGUUCAUAUUUGUUUCAGACAAACUAAAGGGUUUUUGAGGAACAUGCUUAUAAAUGUACUUAUAUUUUCAAUUUCUGUUAUAAAUUAUUGUUUUGUAUUUUUUUGAUAGACUUUAAAUAGAUUUAUCUUUUAUAUUUCUUUUUCUUUUAAAUAGUAUCAUUAUAAAUUCAUAUCAAAGACUGUUUUUGAAUGAUUAACUUUAAAUUAUCAUAUUAACAAGCAUCAUACACAUUAAUUUAACUUUAAUUUACUAGCCAAGGCUAAGAGAAUAGUUUUGGGUAGAGUGUUGGGAGAGAAAAUGGAAAAAAUAAAAGAAACGCCAAAAAAAAACCCAGGUUUUUUUUUUAUCAAUAUAUUAGUCAACUGCAACAAACAACGAUAAAAAAGAACGUUAUAUGUAAAUUUUCAUUUUGUACAAACUCUAGGGGUUUCAUUAUGUGCCAGACAAACUUGGUCUAACCCAGUAGAAAUUUUCACUUUUGAGGCAAUAUCCAAAAACACACACAGACAAACUGGCCAAUGGUUUUGUUCAUCAAUGUUUGUUUAUUUU